UUCGAUCUUUCAAGAUCGAUAAUCGACCCUUCGAAUAUGUUUGUCACGAUCUGAUCGUGACAUCCGGUAGGCCUGAUCACCUAGAUCGUAAUCAAAAUACUUGACCAUGGUGGCCGAAUUGACUGACAUUCCCGUCGCAAACGCAGAACGGAAGAGAUUAACAGCGGAGCAGUUUAUAUCUUCUAUCAAGCAAAAAAAUAGACCGAAGUGGAUUCAGACAGCUACUCGCGAACCGACCUACAGCGUUCUAGAUACCAACGAUAGAUCAAUCGAUAACAAUAUACUAUUUGGUCAGAAAAGUAACGUAGUCGUGAUAAGCGCUGUGAAAAGUGAUAAAACGAGUAGAAACGAUUUGAAAAUAGCUCGAAUCGAACAGAGAGAGAAUGUUUGGCUGCCGACAGUGAAUAAAGUAACAUAUGAAAACUCGACGAUUCUCGAGGCAGAAGAUGAGGAUCCUCUUUAUAGCGUGGUAAAGAAACCCAAGAAGGUUCAGUUACCCGAUACAGGUUUUCUCGAGAGUAAACUUCAACCCAUCGAAGAACAAUCAUCGGGAGAGAGACAAAUACAGAUCUGUUCGCGACAAGAGGAGCUUCGACGGUGGUUACAGGUUGCAUCGACACGAUUACCGGAACCACCACGACUUUUCAGUUUCAAAGAAAUGUAUACGAACCACUUGGGGAAGUUUGACCAGGUGGAAGAUUGGAAGGGAGCCGUGGCCGUGCCUCGAGGGAUCGUCGGUCUGGUAGGACCUUAUCGAGUUUAUCAAAAUCCGAACGAAAGAAGAGAGUACAUGCUUCAGGAGGAGGAGUUGGUCGAAGAAGUGGUCGAUUCUGUCAGUGAAAUCGCCGCGAGUGGGAAUAGCGGGGUCACUGAACAUCACCAACGAGCGAAAUGGCGAAUAAGAGAGGACGACGAGGAAACUCUGGUGCCUGAUAUUCGAAAUAUCCCUGGUCUCGAAGAAUUUGUUGUAGAGACGGAAGAAAGCAAGGAAUUGCCCGAUUGGAAGAAAGUGGACGAUCAAAUUAUUAUUGAUUAUAGUAAGAACAACGAGGAGUUCAAGUCGAAGGAGGAUGAAUUCAAGGAAAGUAUCGAUGAGAUUGUAUCUGGCAAAAAGGAACGGGCUGUGGACAUUCCGGAAGAAGCUUCAACUGUUUCUACCACUUUGGUAAAGGAUAAAAAAGUUAGCAAUGAACAACACGAUAAAGAUAGCUUAAACGAGACAGGAAGUACAACAGGUGGCACCGUGGAGGGUGCACCUGGCGGUGUCCCCAAUAGGGGUGAAAGGAAUACUGAGACAGAGGCAGCAAUUGCAGAAGGAACGAGAUCUGCUCCGUCCAAGUCUCUAGUCUCCAGAAUCCUUUCUAGGACACACUCUUCGAACGAUUUAUUGGAUCACUCUGAACCUUUUUCUCAGUUAUGGAUCAUCCUCUCGAAUGUUUAUGGCCAGCUUCUCGUAGUACUGAUGAUUGCUCUAUGCCUAGCCGAAGUCAUGGACACACCUGUACCUUUGCUCAGUUUACAGGGCAUAUUUUUGAUGUACUUAUAUGUAGGAAGCAUAGCAGUGAUUAUCAGCAUCUAUAUUUGGGUAUUGGUAGACAGUUGUGGAAGCCUCGGUACCGGUGCAAAUGGUGUUGACGAUGCGGAACUCGGUGGUACAUCCUUAACCAGGUUCGGAUCUUUGAAACGUGCUCACAUCUCGCGAUCUAGAACAGCUUCAACAAGUUUUUACAUUCGAGUUGGAGCGCUCCUUUUCGGUUUGGCGACUCUUGUUUUCAAUGGUUUAGAAAUGGCGAUGCAUUCCAUGAUGCAAGGCACAGAAUGCUUGAGCGAUGUUGUCUUCGUACAUCCGGUACUUCAUGGAUUAUUUACAUUUCUCCAAAUGCAUUUUCUUUUUGUGAAUUCGCAAGUUCUUGUAGAAAGAUUCGGUUUGAUAGCGAGAUUCGGAUUCAUCCAUUUGGCUGCUACAAAUAUUGCUGUUUGGUUUCGAUUAGUUAUUUGGGAUUCUGCUCAAGAAUGGACUUAUUUCGUUCAUUUGGCACAACGCGGUUUGCACAAUUCAGCUUCCCCACUGAAUCUUCGAGGAUUUCCAGAAUCUUUGAUAAGGCAUACUCGAGAUUUGAUAAAUCAUUCUCCAGUAGAAAAACAAAUUUUUCAACCAUAUCAACCUAUCUCGGAUGAACAAAUUUCACAAGUAAUUGCUUUACAAGAGUGUUUGAAUACCAAUACUCUUGGACAAUUGUGGACAUCGAGUAUGCCAUUUCUUUAUCCGUUUAUUGUACAAUUUAGUUUAAUUGCUGCUGCAGUAACUUUUGUAAUGGGUCAAAACGUCGGUCGGAAUCGAUUAUUACACAAGCAAAAGUUUCAUGGCAGCAAAGAUUUGACAAGUCACACCAAAGUUGGAUGCGAUGGCUCGAGCAAAGGAUUAUUCUUAGGCAUAUUAUGCAUGGUCGCGGGCAUAGUAGUAAUAUUGAUAUUCCUUGUCGUAAGAGAAGAUCAACAUUUUCCAUCAUCAACUUUAUCCUGGCUAACAUGCGGUACUCUAACUAGCAUUUUAACAUUGAGUACCUUAAUGACAGCUAGUGGACUUAUUCAAGUUCGUCAAAUGUCUGUUGUUAUUAGAGCACCAGCCAUCUUAGAUAGUUUAUUAUCAAACGUGGCUCUUUUUGGAGUUCAGUUAUACUCUAUUUUCACGAUUGUAGUUUCUGCCUGUUCCUUAGCUAUUCUAGAGAAUGAAAGCAAUGAAACACGCGGAAGGCAUAUUAUGCUACUUACGGCAUCGAUUUUACAAUUAAUCCAAUGUUUCGCUCAAAGUACAUUGAUCGCUGAAGCAUCUAAGAGAUCUUGUAUAACUCGUUUCCAAAUAAUAGCGAAACCAGCCAGACAAGUGAUCACAUUUCUAUUAUUCAGUAAUUCUGUACUGUGGGCUUUCGAUACUGUAGUUACACAGAAUUGGAUUUCACAAGAAUUGCAAUUGAGAUUUUUUGGAGUACUCGCCUGGGGCGUCAUAUCCAGGAUCGGGUUGCCUUUGUUAAUUUUUUAUCGAUUCCAUAGCUGUGUACUGCUAUUAGAGGCGUGGAAUAAAUGUUAUAGAAUGCCAAGAGGAGAGCAUCCGCUCAACUGACGACACAGAAUGCUACUAUGUUCCUCGAGAUUACAGCCAAGAUCGCAUGACUCUUAUUGUCGCAAAAAUGUGACCAUUAAUUUACGACAGGAUAACGAAUGGUCCACCACGAUUCAGAGAACUCCAAAGAAAAUAUUUAAUCCGAAUUCAUGGAUGACGAAUUCGAUGAGUUUCGUUCCUUUCGUCGACAAUCGGCUCUAUUUUGAUCCAAACUCUUUAUCUUGUAUCGCGACAUCUACUGUAGAUCCGCAAUAUUCAGAAGAUGUUAUAAGAUCGUCUAAUAUAAUGCAACGUCACCAUCAUCAUCAUCAUCAUCGUCGCCGUCAUCAUCAUCAUCAUAGAAAGCAUAGACGCGUGGUCAGUGAUCCGGGUACAAGAAAUUGGAACGUCGCUAAUCAAGAUGUCAAACGACAUCGUAGGAUGUUCAGCUACGAUACGGGUAUUACUGGUCUGAGAUUGAUAGAAGAGGCAUCAAUAGCUGAGAUCGAUAAGGAAAUUCCAUCCCCUGAUGAGACGAAAAUAUCGACUUUCAGGAAAGUGCCAUGGCAUUCGAACUUGCACAUGCUCAAAAUCAGAAGAACCUAGCACGAUAAAAUGACUUAUAUAUGUUGUACGUGGGACAUUAGAAUGAUAUAAAAGGAAAACGAGUUUUAUCAAAAGUUUCAAAUAAGUUGAUUGAUCGUCUCGUUAUUUUCCUUUUAUCCUUGUUUUUCGAAGGAUUGUAAUGACGAGGCAUUAUUUAUUCUAUUACAGGUAGUUGCACUUUUGGCGUCUUUAAGGUCAUAAUAUCAUUUUAUUUCAUUUUUAUUUAAUAUCAUUCCGCUUGAUAUUAAAAUUUCAGUGAAAAAUGACUAGUUUAAUAGUUUAAAAAAAUAUAAAAGAUUAAUAAAAGAUUAAUACUUUAAUUUUGCUUAAAUAUCUAGUUUAAAUAGAAAAAUAACGUUGUUGAAGUCACUAAUCUACGUUUAUGAACAUAUGAUUUCAAUUUAAUAAAUAGAAUAUUUUAUUUCUCGUGAAUGAAUAAUGAAUAAUGUAUAAAAUGUGUCAUAGUAUCUAUAUAAGUAGAUAUUUAUUUUUAUAAAUGAACUAAUGUAUUUAAAUAUAUCGAUCAUUCGAUAUUCAAGGAAAGUAUGUAGAUUAAAAUAAUUGGAAAUGAUCAAAAAAUUAUAAUUCAAAUUAUAAAGAAAAUUAUCUUAGAGACGCUAAAUCUUAAACUUCCUAAUAUAAUUAUAGAAAUAUCAAAGCGAGUAAAAAUUAUCCCUAAGAAAUACAGUACCUUUUCAUUUUACGUGCAAUAUUAUCGUUAUAAGAAUUUAUGUGUAAGAAUUUAUUUAUUGUGCAAGUCAUGUGAAUACUAUUAUACUUACUAUUAGCCAUUGA
Apis florea (little honeybee) is the source of this 4501-nucleotide messenger RNA. Its product is annotated as proton channel OtopLc. NCBI's taxonomy places the organism in Eukaryota, Metazoa, Arthropoda, Insecta, Hymenoptera, Apidae. Gene Ontology annotation, cellular component: membrane. The record is from RefSeq and is a predicted model, not a curated record. Gene Ontology annotation, biological process: proton transmembrane transport. Gene Ontology annotation, molecular function: proton channel activity.